Molecule: messenger RNA, 5556 nt
Organism: Eleginops maclovinus (Patagonian blennie)
Lineage: Eukaryota; Metazoa; Chordata; Actinopteri; Perciformes; Eleginopidae
Product: semaphorin-3F-like
Exons: 19
Coding region: 412-2829 (805 amino acids)
Biological process (GO): negative chemotaxis; positive regulation of cell migration; neural crest cell migration
Cellular component (GO): plasma membrane
Molecular function (GO): semaphorin receptor binding; chemorepellent activity
Source: RefSeq, a predicted model, not a curated record
UCCUGAGGAGCACGCGCUGCUGGACCUCUCUACACCACAGGGACUUUGUUUCCAAAGCUUUUUCCCACGAGAUGUUGAUUGUGCUCGUGCGACGACAGUAUAUCCUCGCCUCGCGGUCUCGCACAAGAUCCAACUAGAGAAAGAUUUUCUGCUUUUAUUUAUUUUUUCAUUUUCCCAUUGUGCACUGCCAAACUCCGGGGCCAAUAACCGCGCAGUGUGCACAGGUACGGACUGCCCUCCUGAGCAGCACCGGGAUUUUCUAUUCUUAUUUCAACUUGGAGACGAAAGUGAGCGAGCUGUUGGAUUUGGUUUGUUCAAUGACUUACGAGGUUGGAUCUGAAGUUAUAUUCGGAGAGCUGUAACAAUAAGGUAUUUUUUAUUUCUCUGUGUGCUGCUGGAGGUUGGUCAACCAUGCAGCUGGCCGGUCUGUGGACGGUCCUCGCCCUCCUGGCACUGUCCGACUCUGUUCUCGGGAACCUGCUGAUCAACGACCCGCUGGCCGCGCCCCGCGUCUUCAUCUCCUUCAAAGAGCUGAGAUCCACCGGUACCGCUCAUCACUUCGCCUUCAUCCUCAACACCACCGACUACCGGAUCCUGCGUAUGGAUGAGGACCAUGACCGCAUGUAUGUGGGCAGCAAGGACCACAUCCUCUCUCUGGACCUCCAUGACAUCAACAAGGAACCACAUAUCAUCCACUGGCCGGUGUCCGAACGAAGAAAGAUGGAGUGCCUUGUGAGCGGGAAGGACGCCAAUGACGAGUGUGCAAACUUCAUACGUCUGGUCGAGCCAUGGAACCGGACUAUGCUGUACGUCUGUGGGACGGGAGCUUACAAUCCAGUGUGUACCUUCGUCAACAGGGGACGCAAACCUCAGACCUCCAUGUAUCUGCAGAUGGCCCAGGCCAGAGGAAGGGCUAGCCGCGCAGCUGAACCCAGCGCGGUGCACGAGACACUUGGACUAAAGGAAGAAAUCUUUCAUUUGGAGCCGGGCAGAGUGGAAUCUGGGAAGGGAAAGUGCUCCUACGACCCGAAUCUCAACAGCGUGUCAGCUUUGAUCAAUGGUGAACUGUAUGCUGGGGUCUAUGUUGACUUUAUGGGAACAGACUCUGCCAUUUUCCGGACUCUGGGAACAAAGACUGCCAUGCGCACAGAUCAGUACAACUCCAGAUGGUUAAACGACCCCACGUUCAUCCACGUGAAGCUCAUCCCUGACAGCGCGGAGAGAAAUGACGACAAGCUGUAUUUCUUCUUCCGGGAGAAGUCCUCAGAGAUGGGCCAGACUCCUGUGACCCAAUCCCGUAUUGGACGCAUCUGCCUGAAUGAUGAUGGCGGCCAUUGCUGUCUGGUGAACAAGUGGAGCACCUUCCUGAAGGCCAGGCUCAUCUGCUCAGUGCCGGGGGCCGACGGCAUGGAGACGCACUUCGAUGAGCUCCGAGAUGUUUACAUACAGCCAACACAGGACACAAAAAAUCCUGUGAUAUAUGGCGUCUUCUCCGUCUCUGGCUCCGUCUUUAAAGGCUCAGCAGUUUGUGUUUACUCCAUGGCUGACAUCCGUAUGGUCUUCAACGGACCCUUCGCCCACAAGGAGGGUCCCAAUUACCAGUGGGUGGCCUACACCGGGAAGAUCCCCUACCCUCGACCCGGCACGUGCCCCGGAGGUACGUUCACCCCCAACAUGAAGUCCACUAAGGACUACCCAGAUGAAGUGAUUAACUUCAUGAGGAAUCACCCUGCCAUGUACAAUGCCGUGUACCCGAUACACAAGCGCCCCCUGGUGGUCCGGACCAACGUGGACUAUGAGUUCACCACCAUCACUGUGGACCAGGUGACUGCUGCUGAUGGCAACUAUGAGGUGCUCUUCUUAGGAACUGACAAGGGAACAGUUCAGAAAGUCAUCGUGCUGCCCAGAGACGACCUGCAGACUGAGGAGCUCGUCCUGGAGGAGGUCGAGGUUUUCAAGGUCCCUACUCCCAUUACAACAAUGAAGAUCUCAUCCAAAAGACAACAGCUAUAUGUGUCCUCUGAUAUCGGCCUGACGCAGUUGGCUCUUCACCGCUGCGAUGUGUACGGAGAGGCGUGUGCCGACUGCUGCCUGGCCAGAGACCCUUACUGCGCCUGGGACGGGAAGUCCUGCUCCCGCUACUCCGCCUCUCAGAAAAGGUCUGACCCCUUUAGACGUAGCCGAAGGCAGGAUGUCAAGUACGGGAACCCCAUCCGCCAGUGCCGAGGCUUCAACUCCAACACCAAUAAGAACACUCUGGAGAUGGUGCAGUACGGCGUGGAGGGAAGCAGCACCUUCCUGGAGUGUCAGGCCCGCUCUCCUCAUGCUCUGCUCAAAUGGCAUCUGCAGAGAGAUAACAGCGACCGCAGGAAAGAGAUUCGUUCUGAUGGUCGUGUUAUGAAGACAGAGCAGGGUCUGCUCCUACGGUCUCUGCAGCCCUCUGACUCCGGCAUGUACCAGUGUACGGCCACGGAGAAGAACUUCAAACACACGCUGGUCAAGCUGCAGCUAGUGGUGCUGUCGAGCCGGGCCGUCAACAACGUGCUGGUGGAGGGCGGAGGAGGACUGGUGCCGUCUUCCAUCAACUCAGGCAGCACCCAGUGGACCCCCAGCGCGGGUCAGUACAAGGACCUGCUGACCAUCCUGAGCCAGCCAGAGAUGAGCCUGAUCAAUCAGUACUGCCAGGACUACUGGCAAUACGGAGACCCGCUGAUGGGCGCCCUCAAGACCAAAGACCUGAAGGAGCUCAAGGAGCAGAAGAAGCCCCGCAACCGCCGGCAUCACGGGGAGGGGGAGGAGAAAGAGGAGCAGGAGGAGGUAGAGACAUGAGGAGCCUGGCUUUGCAUCUGAAAACACCCUCAGCCACCCUUAUCCCCCCCUUACCCUGUGAAAACUGGGAGAGACUCAUUGAGAGUAGCAAAAAAUAUUCCACCAACCGAGAAAAAAAAGCAAACUGAGAAAAAAAGAGGCUUCCGAAACAAAACCCCCACAUACACCUUCUCAAACAGUAAGAUAUAUGAUACACAGUAUUUAUUGUAGGUUGUAUAUAGUAUCAUUCUGUGGAUUUCUUUGUACUUAUAGAAAAAAAAACAUGCUCUUUGUGUAUAGGUACCUUUGGGGCAAAUAUUAUUGUUAUUAUUGAUGUUGUUAAUUUUAUUGUUGCUGUUACUGUCAUUACAAAACUCAUCUGUCAGCAUCAUGUGACCUCGGCGACUGUUGGGAAUGUGUUAUCAGCGUGUAAGCUGUUCGGAGCGAGCUGUGAGAAUGAGAUGAGUUGAUGAUAAGGGGUGAUGGGAUCUCUGUCGUUUCUUGCUUGCUUUGACUCGAUGCCAGGACUCUUUUCAUUUCUGGACGCUCACAGGACGCCUGCGAUGCAUCCUCCCUCGUGGAUGCAUGCCGACAGAGACUUAUUAUUGCAAGGGGACCAUCGACACAUGGUCCCAGUUAUAGAGGGGGAAACAAUCCUUUCUCCAUGGGAACCCGGACGCACAGAGGACUGUUCCAAUAUUCACGCUGGUGUAAUUGGGUCUUUUAAAAGGAAACUGGUACUUGCUACUCUUCUACUUCCCAAGGUUUGAGGAUCCUUGAUAUGGAUUCUGAUGUUUUAAUUCUCAGUGUUACUCUACUUUGAGUUAACUAAAGCUUUUUCUGACAGUGAACUCAAGCUUAACUAAAAGGGGGAUCGGAGAUUGAUGACUUCCGCCAAGGUCAUUUCGAUAAGUGAAAAUGACUGGAUGUAUCCGCAACCAUAAGUCAGAUCCACUUCAAAAUUCAAAACCUUCUGCCUUGGCCAAUGCUAUACGAUUCCACCAACUUUCAUGAAAAUCGGGCCCGUAGUUUUUCCGUAAUCCAGUUGACAAAAAGACAACCAAACCAACAAGCUGCUCAAAAAACUGAAACAAUUCGUAGACGCAAGCAUUAGAUCGGUUCUUGUUAUAUUAUGAAAUAGAGUGGUUGGGUUUCAUACAGAUCCAAACAUCCUCUGAGCUGAGGUUGAGGUGCAAUAAAGGGUCAAGGUUAUGCACAAAGGGCAUUAUUCUUUUACUUUCAGGGGACAUUGGCUGGGGCCAAAUGCAACAAGCACACUCGGGCAAGUUACUAAUGUAAAAUGUUUUUUUAAAUCCAUUUUAAGAUGAAAGCUGUGCCCAGAUCAGGCAGCGGCUGUUUUGUUUUGUUCUUUCUUCCUUUGACAUUCAUAUGUGAAAAAAAAAUAAUUGCCCGUAUACACAACAGAGCAUUGUAACAAUGUUGUGACACUAACCAAAAUGUUGGGAAGCUGGCUUUCAUUGUGUGCAUGAACCUGUAUUUGUACUGUAAUUCUGAUAAGAUUCUGUGUGGUCGUUCCUUUUUCUUCUGUUUUUCAUCUCUACAGGUGUACAGUAUAGUCUCUGAGGGACAUUCUCAGUAAAGUGACACGGGGACAACACAUGCUUUAAGAUGUCCUUAUUUCAAAUAUACCCCUGUAUGAAGCAUGAUGCAUCUUUUCACUGAUAUCAUUUAAAUCAGAGUAUUAAGGGAUUAUUUCACAUAUGUGUUUGGAAAAAGCACAUAGGGGAACAUAUCAUACUUUGGCGUAUUAGCUGUGUAGAUGAAGCAGUUUUUGAUGAGGGGGCUUGUGAAAACAACCCCUUAUGUUAUAAUAUGGCACUCAAUUAUAACUCCACAAAAUGCAGUGUGUUAGGUAACGAUCUGCUGCAUUCUGCGAACACAAAACGUUUUUAUGCUUGGGAGCAUAACAUUUAUUUAAAAAUGUUCAUCUUUUUGUCAAUCAAGACAUCCAUUUUGGUUGGUUAUGACAUGAUGUAUUAUAAUAUUUUUGGGGAAAUAAUAACAUAAUGCUGUGUUACCACUUAAGGUGCCGUUACAUGGCUGUUAUAAUGAUAGUUCUAUUGAAUGCAGGUGUUAUGCUCUAUUCAAAAUAUAAGUACAGCAGUCCUUCAGCAAGUCAAAUGAAUGACUUUUUCAUGUAUAAGAAUAUAUGGAGGGAAGAAAACAUCUGGAACGCCUGGUUAUUUUUGAAUAUUGAAGCUUCAAAACAUGUUGCCUAGCAUUCAGACUGUAUUGAAUACCUUUGGAAAGAUGCAUCCAUAAGUCAUACAGAAGUAUCUGUAUCUGCUAUUUAAUCUGGGAAGUCUGCAUUCCCAGAGUCAAUCACAGCUCCUGAUUGUCUCCUCCAAAUGAGACCAGGGGUUAUGCAGCAACAAAAAAAAAAAAGAAAUGCAAGGAGAGGUUGUACAAAUUGUUGGUAUUUUUAAGAAAACGUGUCUGUAGUUUUUGAGUGUUUUUUUUUUUUUUUUGUAUUUUUGCAUCAUCAGACUUUACGGAGAAAAAAGAGAAAAAAAACUAAAUGCACAAAAGGUGAUGUUCUUGUAAUGACUUGUGUAAAUUACUCUAUCUUCCCUUUCCAUUGUUGUUGCUGACUAAUAAAUUAAAGCUCUAUAUUUUAUAAGAAUGGAAUGCUCCCCCGCCUUCAUUGUGAUUGGCUUGAUACUGGAUGUUUUCCAUGUUUCUGCCCAGAACCCUCUGGAUCCUUGGAAUAAAGUUGUACCUGUUAAA